Messenger RNA from Daphnia pulex (common water flea), 4538 nucleotides. RefSeq names its product midnolin homolog (gene stx). NCBI's taxonomy places the organism in Eukaryota, Metazoa, Arthropoda, Branchiopoda, Diplostraca, Daphniidae. The coding region runs from base 485 to 2644 and encodes 719 amino acids. Gene Ontology annotation, molecular function: protein binding. The record is from RefSeq and is a predicted model, not a curated record. Gene Ontology annotation, cellular component: nucleus. The transcript has 7 exons.
AGAGAGAGAGAAGGGUGGGCUCUGGCCGUGAGACGAGGCAUUCAGUUCUUGGUUGAAAGCCGUCGAGUGAACAAGUCGGCAAUCGCGGUCCUCCCGUUUGUCGAUUUUUUUUGGUUCGGUUUUUCCAUAGCGUGGUUUAUAUAUUUUAAUCAUCAUCCACCCACUUUUUUUCGGUUGAUUUUUCUUUCCUCUUCAUUUUUCUUUGCCUUUGUGAAAGGGGAAAUUUCGAAUCGCAAUUUUGAGCUUUUCUGUCUCGAUUUUUCCGUAUAGCGUGCUUCGUCGUCGUCGUGUAUGUGUGUGUGUUGAGUUUGCGCCCUUAUCUCCCUACCCCAAGGAAAGGAAGCCAGCCAGCCCCCACACAGCAGUACUACUACUAACUCCACCGCCAUUUUUGUGCUCUUGGGGUCGUCCAGCAACGCCCGUCUGAGAGUAUCUCUCCACUUUGAGCUGCCGAGGGAAGACAAAAAAGGAAGGGGAAGCCAAAAUGGAGUCGGGAGAUGAAGCCAACAACGACUCGACGACCAAGGGUGGUCAUCGUGGCAAGAAUUCUACCACCAACAGUGAAGGCGCUAGCAGCAGCAGCAACAGCUCUAGCAACAGUCACGGCCGCCCUCAUCAGGUCGUGGAUAAUACCGAUGCGGCGGUCAGUGCAGGUGCCGCAACUUGCCUCUGCGGCCAUCGUUCGUCUGCUGCAGGCUCGUCGUCGUCGUCGGCCGAAUUGCCGCCCCUGCCAGUCAUUUCCCUGACGGUGGCGCCCACCACUGGCGGCCAAUUUGAGCUCAAAGUCAGCAAGCUCGAGACCAUUGACAAUUUGAAAAAGACAAUCUCCAAGCGUCUGAAAGUGCCCAAAGAACGGAUAUGCCUCCUCUGGAAGGAUAGACAUUUGCGGGACGGAACACUGCGGGAGCAUGGAGUUUGUGACGGAAGUCGACUGACACUUUUGCCCAGCGUGGAAACUGGUCUUUUGACUCAACGUCCGGAACAGAGCGUGAUGCAAGCACUGGAAAGCCUUAACGACAGCCAGGUGAACGAUUUCCUGUCGGGUAAAGCGCCGUUGAAUUUGACAAUGCGCCUGGGCGAUCACAUGAUGUUGAUCCAGCUGCAGCUCUCGGCCGUGGCUCCGACUGCCUCGUCUUCAGCCCACCGACGCCCAGCCGUCAGCCAUCAUCAACCUUCGACCUCAUCAUCAUCGACCAGCAGUCGAUCCGCUUCCUCCACAAUGGCAGAGAAUAGCAGCAACAGCGCCAGCACCCCGAUACCUAGCACUUCUUCUUCUUCUUCAUCAAUAUCGUCGUCGUCGUCGGGUCUGUCGGCCAUGUUGAACGCUCCCCUCCGCCAGACGCUACCCACUCCACCCCCAUCGAGGGCUCCUUCUCCCUCGCUCCUGGCAGCAGCGGCCAAAGCAGCCGCCUCCUCAGCAUCUUCUGUUUCGAUCCCGUGUGCGUCACCGUCGGUCGCUUCGGUAGUUCCACCCAUCGUCAAAUUGGAGAAGCCAUCGUCGUCGUCGUCACUGCCACCAACACCACCGACAGCCGCCGCCGCUGCUUCUGCCACUAAUAGCAGCACAUCAGCUGUUCCUCCUCCAGCUCCUUCCAUUGGUUGCGGCGUGGCUGGAUGCGUCGGAUGCGAAACGUGUGACAUGCGGCCCGUGCUGGACACUAGGGCCCUGGCCGAAGCUUCGCGCAAUCUGACGCAGACUCUCAAGCAGCUCUCGUCCGAAGUGCUCACCUCCAGAAGCACCAACGAAAGUAGCGGACGGAGUCGUCGUCGUCAAGGUGCCAUCAUCGAGAGUAUGCAUCAUCACGGCAAAGGUGUCUACUCGGGCACUUUCUCAGGUACACUGAAUCCAGCUCUGCAAGACCGCCAGGGCCGCCCCAAGCGCGACAUUAGCACGAUUAUUCACAUCCUCAAUGAUUUGCUGUGCGCCACACCUCAAUAUCGUCGCGUGUUGAACGCUCACGCCGCCGCUGCUGCGGCUGCAGCUGCCGCGGCCGCUUCUGCCUCCUCGUCGUCGUCGGCUCCUUCCGCCCAGGCUGGUGGUGCAUCAUCUGCCAAUCAAGCCGUCCCCGCGGCGGGUUCCAGCAGCCGACAGACUCCCACUCCGAUGGAACAGGACGACACGGACAUGGCGGCUGCAGCUGCGGCACAAAUGGCGGCCGCUGCCGCCCUCCAUCGCAAGAAUCCGGGUAAGGCAGGCCUGCCAAACCUGCUACUCCUUAGAGAAGAGACUCGCCGACUAGCCGAGGAGAAUCAGGCGACCCGCGGCAAACUGGAACAACUUCGUAUGGUGAUGGAGGAGCGUCGUGCCCGUCGACGUGCUCGCCGCGAGGCAAGAGCCGCCCCUUACAGUACGGCCGGCAACUGGUCGUCCAAAAACGGCGGAGGAGUCGCCGCUGCCGCUUCGUUGGUCAACAACACGCUGACUGGGUGCGGCGCAUCAACAACAGCAGCAGCAGCAGCCGGUUUUGGCGGUGUUCAAGCCCACGCAGCCAACGCCACCACCACCACCACAGCCCCAGCCGGAUCUCUGGAUUGCGAGGCGACAGCCGCCGCCGCCUCUUCCGACAGCAGCAUGGACACGAGCGACGCUAGCAGCACGGCCGAACUGGUCCGCGAGCUCAACACGGAACCAGUGGUCGCGUGAUAACAUGAUUUACAAUGUGCGCAGAAGAAUUGAAUGGAAUGGAAUGCAUGGCGAAGAUUUUUGGCAAGCCCACCCCCCGCGAACGACAACCGUUUAACUCUCUCAGACUGUGACGACCACACUCCUCCUCCCUCCCCGCCACCCCUCAUCAACCGAGAGAGAUAUGCUGUUCGUGCCAGAUUUCAACGUGUCCGUAAAACACGAUUUUUCUUUUCUCUCUUUUUUUUUUAAAUUUGAUUUCGUAAGAGUAAAUGCCAGAGGGUUAGACUCGUUGAAAUUCCGUGGGAUUGAUCCUCCUCCUCAAACUAAAUUUUUUUUUUGAAAAGAAUCAGAUGACGUCAAAACCACACACACCCUCCCACCCUACGAUAGGGUUUUCUAUUUCUCUUGUUAGUUUGUGUCGUCUGUAAAUACCCCGCACUACGUGUGUAGUUUUUCCCCAUGUCGUUCUCUCUCUUCUCACUAAGGAAAAAAAAUGAAAAAAAAAAGUUUGAACGCUGAAACACUUCGUGCUUUCCCUUCUCCUACUCCCGUUCGUCAUCAAAUUGUGCUGCCGCCCACAAGAAACGGGUGUUUCCACCCACUCUGCGAGGCUUUGAUGAUGAAAAAAAUAUUUUGUUCUCUUGUGUCAUCCAUAUGUGCACUGUGCCACGUCCUCUUCUACUCCCCCCUCUCAAAAACAAAGAGACAGACUUCCGCCAUUUGCGUAUGUGUUUGAAUUUUUUUAUAAAUAGUUCCCCCCCACUUAUUUCAAUCAUUUUUCUCAUUUCUUUUCUUUUUUUUUCUAAAUAUUUGUUCAAUUCGUCUCCCGAUUCCCACCGUUGUAUGUCUUUUGUGUGAUUGGGCCCGUUUAAGAUGUGCGUGAUUUCUUUCUCCUCCUUUUUUUCGGGAAAUUCCCCUCCUCCAUCGUAGUAACGACGACGACGACGUCGGCGGCUCGAUGACACAACAAUUGUCAAUUGGAGACCGCGGGUCUAAUUUUAUAUACAUAUUAUAUAUAUAUUUGUCUUGUGUGUGUGUGUGUAUCUGUGCGAAUGAAAUUUGUGUGUUCCCCCAUUUACAACAAUUUCCUCUGCAAAGAAAAGAAAAAUGAGAAAAAAAAACUUUCCAAAAAGACGAUCAAUGGGGGGAGCAGGAAAAAUAAGUUUUUCUUUCUUCAUGAUUGUACGGGAUUAUAAAAGAAUUUCAUCGCGGGAGUUAUGGCUGCGUUUGUUGGGUUAAAUUGUUCGUCUUCUACAUGGAGUGAUGCAUUAACUAGGAUAAUUUUCAAAUUUUGUUUCCUUCACUUUUCUUUUUUUUUUUAAUUGAAGAUGAAAAAGAAUGGAGAUGAUAGUUUUGAAUUAGGUAAUUAAGGUUCGAUUACUCGUAUGUUUGGCUUUCCCUCCCCUCCAUUAUUUUUUUUGCUAUUUUUUUUCGUCAUUUGUAUAAAAACGAAUGAAAACGGUGUAGUCCUUUGGAUUUUUUGAUGUCACGAUUUUUUUUUUUCAAGUUCCAUGUGACGUGGUUCGCAAAACUUUUAUUUGGUAUUUUGGAUUCCUUGAUUUAGAAAUUGAAACAGAAGCUUGUGUUUGGGUUGGAAAAAUUGAUUUUGAAAUAGAAAGAAAAAGGCAACACUAAAAUUUAAAUCUUUUAAUGAUGGGAUUGAAAGCAUUUUUUUUUUCUUGUGUAUUCGUUAAACUUGAAUUGGCGGUUGAAUUUUUUUCGUGAGUUAAAAAAGGUGAAAUAGAAAAUAAAUUGGCGUUAGUUUCUCUGCUUCUAAUCCCUCCCCUACUUUAAUUUCUUAUUCCCUUCUUUAUUGAAUUCGUUCUUUCAUAAUGUAUUUUGGGGCAAUUGUUUCGUAUUUGUCUACCUAAAAAGUGAGAAAGAAAUAAUAAAAUGAUUUUGUAUGUUGAAA